Molecule: messenger RNA, 852 nt
Organism: Peniophora sp. CBMAI 1063
Lineage: Eukaryota; Fungi; Basidiomycota; Agaricomycetes; Russulales; Peniophoraceae
Source: the annotation of a GenBank genome assembly
AUGACAGACACACGAUUCGGGCUGGACGAACGGUUCUCUGGCGAGGAUGCGGCUGAGAGCUCCCAAGCUGGCGCGGCGUCUAUACGCCCACCAUCGGACGAGGAAGAUGUAGAGGCCGAAGAGGAGGAACUUGUUGAAGACGAAGCGGACCCACCGGAGGAAAAGACCGUGCAGCCUCUGACGCGAGAAGCUCUGGCAGCUGCGCAGGCAGCGGCCGCACGUACGGGUGUUGUAUACAUUUCGAGAAUUCCUCCAGGAAUGCAGCCGCCCAAGGUGAAGUUUCUCAUGCAGCAGUAUGGGGAGGUCGGCAGGGUGUAUUUGCAGCGUGAAGAUCCCAAACGAGCAUUUCUACGCAAGAAACACACAUCUACCAAGAAGGCGCACUAUACAGAGGGUUGGGUGGAAUUCAAGGAUAAGAAGACGGCACGAGCAGUCGCAGAAAUGCUUAACGCCCAGCCUAUCGGUGGAAAGAAGGGUAGUCGCUGGGCAGAAGACGUGUGGACGAUGAAAUAUCUUCCCCGCUUCAAGUGGCACAUGCUCACAGAACAAGUCGCGCAUGAGGGGGCUGUACGGGAGGCCAAACUCAGACUCGAACUUGGACAAAGCCGCACCGAACAGCGGGAUUAUCUCGCUAACGUCGAGCUUGCGCGGGUGCUCGAUAAGCGCGCACAACGAGCACAGGCUGCCGGCAAGGAUCCUUCCACUGUGCGAAAACCGAAGAAUGCCGCCAAGCGUGAACACGCGACCCUCGAUGACGGCGCUACUCCCAGAGAAAAGAAGCGUCAUAAAAAGGCCCCCGACGAAGGACAUGAGAAAGCAAACCUGGAAACAGUGCUAUCGAGUAUAUUCUAA